AGUGGCUUACAGGGCUUACAUGUGCCCCGUUGCCGUUGCGGCAGUCUAGAAACAACCUUCGCCACCUCUCUCUCUCUCAACGAACGCGCGCAUGAAACAGUGACCUCCGCCGCUCUGCCCCGAUCCAAUCAAGGAUCAACCGGCACCGUUGCCAACCGAGAAUAAAGGGGCUUUGAUUGUUAGCUUUUUGAAUCGGAUGCAAUGGGAAUCGUGAGAAGUAGUGAUUCUGGUUAUUCGCGUUGGGAAUGGUCGAGGCAGUACAUGAACAGCAGCCACAGGAUUGGCAAUUUGAAAGAAAUGGUAAGCCUCGCAUUGGGGUUAGUGAGCGUCAUUAGUUGGGCUGUAGCUGAGAUUCCUCAAAUCAUCACCAACUACAAGCAAAAGUCUGCUGAAGGCAUCUCCCUCGCCUUCCUCCUCACUUGGAUUAUCGGAGAUCUUUUCAACUUUUUUGGCUGCAUGCUGGAACCAGCUACUCUUCCAACACAAUUCUACAUGGCAUUGUUAUUCACAAUUACUUCCCUGGUUCUUGCUGGUCAAGCUAUAUACUAUGGUCACAUCUAUCAUCGCCUAAAGUUCAGACAAAGCUGCAAGACUGAGGCAGAACAAAAGAAAAGACCAUGCAGCAGUGCUGUUUCCCAGAAACAAAACGACGAUGGAGAAGGAUGGGGAAAUGCCACCAAUGCCCUUGAGUCAAGAGUUGCUAUGAGUUCACCUAUUCCUCUUCCAACUCAUUCUUCUACUAGUUCCCCUGAAAGAGAGCUAUACUACACGUCAGCCAGAUCUCUUUCAAGGAGUCAUACUCCUACAGUUGGAUCAUUUUUGGCACAGCGAAGAACUCCAACAGCAUUUGAUCUUCGGAAUUCUCUAGAAGAGCCCUUGCUUGGUGGAAAUACAUCUACCCAGUCUACACCUCCAAUUGCCAAAAACAUGCUGUGUGUGUUCUCUGCUGCCAUGUUUGUUAUUGGCACUUUGAAUGUGCACCUCAAAGAAAGCAAUGGGCUUAAGAUGGCCUUUGAAAAGCCCAUUGUAAUACGAGUGGGAAGAAAGCUUUUGCAGGUAAGCAGUGAUUUAAUGCAAGACACGGCAGAUGCAGGGAGUAGUGCUAUAGGGACAUAUCUCGGUUGGGGAAUGGCAGCCAUUUACAUGGGUGGAAGACUUCCGCAAAUUUGCCUAAAUAUUAGAAGGGGGAAAGUUGAGGGGCUUAAUCCAUUAAUGUUUGUGUUUGCUCUGGUUGGGAAUACAACUUAUGUAGCAAGCAUACUUGUGAGCAGCUUGGAUUGGGCAAAAAUUAGGGCAAAUCUACCAUGGCUUGUAGAUGCUGGAGGAUGUGUGAUUCUUGAUACUUUUAUACUAAUUCAGUUCAUCUAUUUCCGGUAUCGAACACAUCAAGAUGCCAUGGUUAAGCUAUAAAACUCAGGCUAUUCCUGAAUACUGUGAUGAUGAAGCAGAUUGCUUCAAAGGCCUGCAAGCCAUGCCGUGCAGGGCUGUGAGCCUCAUGGAGGUGGCCUGUCACACCUCAUACUAUUCACCAUGGCCCGUGGGCAGCUAAGCCUGCUUGACACCUCUGAUAUUUAUAAUUCAACUAGCUAAACUUGUGUUCUUUUCAGCCGUGGGUGAAUGAUGGAGGACCUAAGUCUAGGAAUUUGGAAUUUUCAGGAAAGUCUAACCUUGAUUUUAGGAAAAUAUAAUCAAGGCAUAUAUUAGGAACUUAGAAAAUUGGUAAUUUCAUUGUAUUUCCCAAUUAGUCUUUCUUCUCCUUAGUUUUAAUUAUUUUCUUUUUGUAAAUAGGGUUUGUUGACACCCUAUGUAACAUCAUCUCUUAAUAAAUUUUGAAAGGCAGUCUUGGAUUGAUUAGUGAAUUGAUAAAUUGAAUUGUGAUUUGUUCUGACUGUUCAAGAUUUGAGAUUCUUUCUUGUUGUUCUUGUGAGUUUUUUGUGCUAGCAUUGUUCUACAUCAAGAUAGAAUCCCUCACAUUGAACACCUUAAUCUCCUCCAAUUGCCUAUCAAUUUUGACCCUUCAAUUACCUUGCCUCAUACAACCUCUCUUCUUAUCAAUGUUAUCCAACCUGUUGGCUUUGUAGAGAGGCUCACAAGAAUCUGUCACAUCAAACACCUUAAUCUUUUCCAACGGUCUAUCAAUUUUUACCCUAGCCACGUUGCCUUUUCACUUGUAAGUUCCUCCUCCAAGAGUUUUAAGUUUCUGGAUAAGCAAACUAGCUAAACCUCUAACCAUGUAGCCAUCUUCCCAAAAAUUCAUGAAGCCUUCAUCCAUGAGUCAAACAUUGUCGAAGAGGAAAGGCAAAGAGCCUGACCUCAUUUCACCACAAUAGACUCAAAACAGGAAUCUGGUCAGAGAUUGCCUUCAGUAAAUGGUCUUCCCAAUCCUCCCUG
Messenger RNA from Diospyros lotus (date-plum), 2391 nucleotides. Its product is annotated as probable vacuolar amino acid transporter YPQ3. Lineage: Eukaryota; Viridiplantae; Streptophyta; Magnoliopsida; Ericales; Ebenaceae. The transcript has 14 exons. Bases 202 to 1410 code for a protein of 402 amino acids. The record is from RefSeq and is a predicted model, not a curated record.